This is a messenger RNA of Emys orbicularis (European pond turtle), 2466 nucleotides long. RefSeq names its product kinesin family member 6 (gene KIF6). The transcript is spliced from 22 exons. The coding region runs from base 1 to 2466 and encodes 821 amino acids. Lineage: Eukaryota; Metazoa; Chordata; Testudines; Emydidae. Gene Ontology annotation, cellular component: microtubule; kinesin complex. Gene Ontology annotation, molecular function: microtubule motor activity; ATP hydrolysis activity; ATP binding. The record is from RefSeq and is a predicted model, not a curated record. Gene Ontology annotation, biological process: microtubule-based movement.
AUGAGCGGCGAGAUGGUGAAGCAAACGAUCCAGAUCUAUGCCCGGGUGAAGCCCCUGGCCAGGCGGCAGCAAGCGGGGAUUUAUUCAGUUGGUGAAGAUGAAAAAUCAGCCUCCAGUUUAGAGAUUAUUGUUCCACGUGACUUGGCAGAUGGAUUUGUCAAUAAUAAACGAGAAAGCUACAAGUUUAAAUUUCAGAAAAUUUUUGAUCAGGAGGCAAAACAAGAUGCAGUUUUUGAAAGCAUUGCCAAACCAGUUGCUGAAUGUGCUCUAGCAGGAUAUAAUGGCACUAUCUUUGCAUAUGGACAGACGGGCAGUGGCAAGACUUUUACCAUCACUGGGGGAGCAGAGCGUUAUAGUGAUCGAGGCAUCAUUCCCAGGACACUGUCUUACAUUUUUCAGCAGUUGGAGAAGGACAGCAGCAAAGUGUACACAACCCAUGUUUCCUACUUGGAAAUCUACAAUGAAUGUGGUUAUGAUCUGUUGGACCCAAGACAUGAAGCCUCCAGAUUGGAAGAUUUGCCAAAAGUGACAAUAAUGGAAGACCCUGAUCAGAACAUUCAUCUGAAAAACCUGUCUCUUCAGCAAGCAACCAACGAGGAGGAAGCACUGAACCUUCUUUUUUUGGGAGACACUAAUAGGAUGAUUGCAGAGACUCCAAUGAAUCAAGCCUCAACUCGUUCCCACUGCAUCUUCACCAUUCACAUCUCAAGCAAGGAACCAGGAUCUGCAACCAUCCGACGCUCCAAGCUACACUUAGUAGACCUGGCUGGUUCAGAGCGUGUUGCAAAGACUGGAGUUGGAGGCCAACUCCUGACAGAGGCCAAAUAUAUCAAUCUGUCAUUACACUACCUGGAACAGGUAAUAAUUGCCCUAGCAGAGAAACAUCGAUCUCACAUUCCCUACAGGAACUCUAUGAUGACUUCGGUGCUCAGAGACAGCCUGGGAGGAAACUGCAUGACCACCAUGAUUGCAACACUCUCUUUAGACAAAAGAAACAUAGAUGAAUCUAUAUCAACAUGCAGAUUUGCACAGCGAGUUGCACUUAUUAAGAAUGAGGCAGUUCUUAAUGAAGAAAUUGAUCCUAGACUGAUGAUUAUCCAGCUGAAGAAGGUGAUCCAGGAACUGAAGGAUGAGCUGGCCAUGGUGACUGGGGAGCAAAGAACAGAAGAACUCACACAAGAAGAGCUACUUCAGCUGAAUGAGAUAAUUAAAACAUUUCUGGAAGAUCCUGAUCCUGAGAGCAUGCUGAAUGUUGGAGCUGAUAUGCGCAAGAUCAAGCACUGUUUCAAUUACAUAAAGCAACUGAUAAAUCGUACAAACAUUCCUGACAGAAGUCUGCUCUCCCCAGACAUCACUGGAGGUGAAGAUACUAAUACCCCAGAGAAGAAAGAGGAGUUAAAGAAGUUGAGAGACCUUCUACACCAAAGAGAUAAUGAAAUCAAUAUUCUAGUAAGUAUGUUAAAGAAAGAAAAAAAGAAAGCACAGGAUGCCCUUUUUCAGCUCAACGCUGGGUCUAGUGGUCUUGCAGUCUCGGCAAGUUCCCUUUCUAUAAGCUUGGAAGAAGGUCAGAGGCCAUCUGCCUGUGUUAAUGUGAAAGAUACACAAGAGUUCAGCUCCUCAGUACAUAGAUCUGCUUUUCUUCCCAGGCGAACAGGAUCAGGAGGAGAAAUGUCACUUGGACGUCAGGAGGCUUUUGAAAUUUUCAAGAGGGAUUAUGUCGACAGCGUAACCAUCGAGGACAACAAACAGCUUCUUAAACAGAGGUACCAAGAUGAUGGGAGUGUAAGAAGUAGGUUUGCUGAAGCAAAAUCCCUAGGAGAAAAAGUAAAUGAAGUAAGAAAUAAAAUAAACCAUCUGAAAGGAGAGAUAACCCAGCGGCACCUGCAAAAGGCAGCUCUAGGUGUUACCAGUCCUUCUGAAGAGCUAAAUGAAUCUGAUCCCGUGGAAGAGAGGCUUCGAGCACAAAUUGAAGAAGAGAAAAAAAGUUAUAAAACAAUGUUCAAUCGCUUGAAAGGGUUGAAGAUAGAGAUUGAACACUUGCAACUUCUUAUGGAAAAAGCCAAGGUGAAGCUGCAAAAAGACUUUGAAGUCUGGUGGUCUGAGGAGGCAUCGAAUCUGCAGGACCAGCAAGAGAAACUACCAGUGAGCAAUUCAGCAAGUGCCUUGAGGGCUUCCCCCCAGUCUCUUGAAUCCCAGCAACAUCUGUAUACUAACAGUUUUUCAGAUACCAGUAGAGUCAGCCCCAAUGAAGAUCGUGGUAGGAAAAACAACUUGAGCAGGCUCAGCAACUCAACUUCAAAUACAAGGCUUGGGGAACAAGUGAAUUUCUUGUUGCACUUCAAUACUCCCUUUGUAAAUGAAGAAAUAUGGACAAUUCAAAAAUCUCUCCUCUUCCCCCACCUUCUCUCUUUAAGAACCAGGAACAACUCACCACUUUGGGUCUGCAGCUUGACUGAGAAAAAAUGA